This is a messenger RNA of Nematostella vectensis (starlet sea anemone), 2784 nucleotides long. Its product is annotated as integrin-linked protein kinase. The transcript is spliced from 12 exons. The coding region runs from base 181 to 1527 and encodes 448 amino acids. Gene Ontology annotation, cellular component: focal adhesion; stress fiber. NCBI's taxonomy places the organism in Eukaryota, Metazoa, Cnidaria, Anthozoa, Actiniaria, Edwardsiidae. The record is from RefSeq and is a predicted model, not a curated record. Gene Ontology annotation, molecular function: protein binding; ATP binding; protein kinase activity. Gene Ontology annotation, biological process: protein phosphorylation; substrate adhesion-dependent cell spreading; cell-matrix adhesion.
CUGAGUGCCAAACAUUCCCGGGGUUCUUACGCCUCACUUCUCCCACCCUUUACCGACACCGCGAUCCUCUGCCGAACACAAAACCUGUUGUACUCCAAUGAAUAAUGCCGAGCGCUCCAUGUAACCGUUCUGCUUCCUAGUUUGGACGCUCAGCUUUGUGAAUUCUAGCGUUCGGUAAAUAUGGAAGAUAUAUUUUCGGCUUCGCGGGACGGGAACAUGAAAUACGUGAAGACAUGGCUUGAAGAUACGAGGAACGACCUUAACUUAGGGGAUGACCAUGGCUUUACACCGUUUCUGUGGGCUUGUCGUGAAGGGCAAACGGCUGUUUUUGAAGCACUGCUUUCUCGAGGAGCGAAAGUAAACGCUGUGAAUGAUGGAGGUGACAACGGACUUCACCUCGCUGCCAGCAAGGGAAACAAGGAAAUUAUCCUCAAGCUACUAAGAAACAAAUGUCCAAUCAAUGCCAUGAAUGAGCAUGGCAAUACACCCCUACACUAUGCAUGCUUUUGGAACUAUGAAAGUGUUGCAGAGGAGCUUGUAAAGAAAGGUGGCCAUGUCUCACAAUGCAAUCGUUCUGGGGAUACACCACUGGACAAAUGCAAACCAUAUUUAGCAGAGAUACUUAAAGAUUUAGCAACACAACUUGGGCAAGAUUUAAAGAAAAUACCGUUCAAAGAUCCAAAGCUUAGAGGCGGUAAAAAGAAUGAUUUGAGGGACAUCAAGGACCGUUACUCAUGGAUCUCCCCUGAUGAGAUUACCCUCACAGAGAAAAUAAACAAAACUGUUACAGGAGAGGUCUGGAAAGGAAUGUGGAACGAUAUUGACAUUAUAGCCAAGAAGAUUGCUAUCAAAUUUGUUAAUAAAAGAAUAUCCAGAGAUUUCAGUGAAGAAUACUCAAAGCUAAGAAUUUUCUCGCACCCCAAUGUACUGCCUGUGAUAGGUGCUGUGAAUGAUCACAAGAAUCUGAUCGUGUUGUCACAGCGUAUGCACUUUGGCUCUUUGUUCAACCUCCUGCACGAGGGUACUGGGGUCAUCGUGGAUCAAGAACAAGCCAUCAAGUUUGCUAUAGACAUUGCACGUGGCAUGGAGUAUCUGCAUUCACUCGAACAGCUAAUACCUAGGCUAUAUCUUAAAAGCACACAUAUCAUGGUUGAUGAUGACCUCACUGCCCGGAUAAGCAUGGCAGAUUAUAGGUUCUCAUUUAUGAAUCUCAGUAAAAUGGAAACCCCUAACUGGAUGGCCCCUGAAGUUUUGCAGAAGAGCCCCCCAGAGGUUGACCAGCGUUCUGCAGACAUGUGGAGUUAUGCCAUUUUGUUGUGGGAACUGGUAACAAGGGAGGUGCCAUUUGCUGAGUUAUCCCCUAUGGAGAUUGGAAUGAAGGUUGCGUUGGAGGGUCUACGCCCCACCAUACCCCCCGGUGUCUCCAAUCACAUGGUCAAGCUGAUAUCAAUAUGUUGGAAUACGGAUCCAAGCAAACGGCCUCGCUUCGACCAAAUUAUCCCCAUCCUUAACAAGAUGGCGCUAUAGUUCUCUUCCGAUGUAGAACAGGAUUUCAUAAGAAGUCCCCCCCCCCCCAACCCCACCACUUCCACAGCCUAGUCAUUUUGGCUUAGUUCCAUGUUAUGCGAAAUCAAGGAGGGGGGGCGAUGAUGGAUGGGUGUGACAAAGAAAAACUUUAUUGGUUUAAUUGGUGAGCCCAAUUUCCUGGAGCAAUAUGUGGUUGUGCUCUUUCCAGAACUCGUUCUUGUUCACAGUUCUAUCUGUUAACACAGGGAACCCAGUAAGAACGCAAGGGGCAUGGCUGUCGACCCAUUACGUUAAAACAAUGAAGUUCCAGUACCAAUUUCUCAACAUUGGGGUUGUGCCCGUCUCCUUUUGUAAGAUAACCUUCUUGGAUAGAGCUAAGGCCUCUUGUAGCGAAACAAAACAAUGUUUCACUAUACAUAGUUUGAAUAGAUGACUACAUUACCCCCUGUUACAUUGUUAAACUCUUUUUGGGGGCCACCACAAACCCACUGGAGUGAUCAGCAUGAUCGUCUCCAGCACUUCAACAAUCUCACCGCCGAAAACCAGAACACGCGACGAACGAAUGUCGAUGCGAGGGCGGGCAGUGCGCGAGUAUUUGCUCUGCUUCGGGAGCGACGAGCUUCGUGCACCAUAGGGCAAUCACGUGAUAAACCUUUUAUUUUAUGAGGAAUCCGCCACAGCAGGAUAUGGCGAUAGGAACAAUGCAAGAAAAUUGGAUAACGAAAAGUCGACGAGAGAGAUCAAAAUCGGUUUGAGUUUUCACAGAAACCUAUAAGUGAGUUGAAUCGUGUGACUGUUUGAUUCUACUACGUACACAUGAUUGUACAUACAAAAGGAUUCGUGUUAUACGUUUCAAUAGGCCAUUCCAACUAUAAGUUUGCGCGCAUAACCAUAGAAACCUCGCUCAACUACCGCAGAAUGCAGAUCAAACGAAGCGCGCGCUGCAUGCCGGUAGUUGAGGUAGGUUCCCAUGGUGAGUGCGUGCGCAUGCUUAUAGCUGCAAUGGCCUAUUCAUUGAUAGGUUUCUGGUUCAGUGUUAGAAAUAUGUAGUAAAUUUAAAUGGAAACGUACUGGUAGAUCCGUGCUGAUCAGGUACAACAAAGGUAUGCGGUUAUGACUUCUUGAAGCGAAAUGCUAGGUAAAUAAAAUUACUUUUUAGGGGGUUUACAAUGUUAGUGGAAUAGCUGGAAUUUACUUCCGUCAUUUUACUUCAGAAACAUAUUUUCUAAUAGUUUAAUAAAGUGCUUAUAUAGGUAA